GGCAAAGAAACAGACUAAAAAGGACCUCACUUCAUCUAGUGCCUGCAUCUUUUAGCCUGCCACGCAAUUGCCAAAAGGGCUUACCCCGGAAAAUGUAAACAUUUAAAAAGGUCUAUGGUGGUCAGGCAGAUGGCAAAAUGAAAAUGUAAAAAUUAAAUUCUGGGAUCAAAAUGAAUUUGGAUAUACCUAUUGAGAGUUUCUCAUGCAAAACUUCCAGGUAAGUGCGACUUAUAGAAAGACCUUGGCAUCUUAGUGAAUUCACAUUGUUUUCUUCAGAUUAAAUUCCACUUUUUUUUAUUCACCAGAAUUUUAAAAACUGAGGUGAUUUUUAUGUCAACCUGCUUUUUUGUAUCUUGUGAAAUGAGGAUGACUUUGAUAGAAAGAGUUAAUUUUUAAAACAUGAAAUAACACCUUGUUAAUAAGUUUCUGAAGAAAUUUGUUAACAAAUAUAAUUUUAUUUUGCAGCAAAUAUACAUAUGUAUUUAUCCACAAUCAACAUUAGAAUGUCUUGUAAACUAUCAAAAAAAUUUAUUGAUAUAACACAAAGGUUCACACGUUUUUUUCACAAUGUGUCUCCUAAACGAAGAGUAGUAUGUUCUGGAAUAGGCAUUGUAUCACCUCUUGGAUGUGGAAGUCAGUUAGCGUGGCAGAAACUUAUAGGUGGAUCUAUUGGCGUGAAAUUAAAUAAAAAACCAGGCUUUGAAGGCAUUCCAUCGCAGGUUGCUGCUUUUGUUCCCACUGGCAUUUCGCAUGGUUCUUUUAAUAUUCCUGAUUUUAUUAAAAAAGGAGACACAAAAUAUUUAUCACAGAGUAUGAUUUAUGCUUUAGUAGCUGCAGAGGAAGCUAUUGAAGAUUCGGGUUGGAGACCUACGGAUGCUAAGUGCAAACAGCGUACUGGAGUUGCUGUUGGUAGUGGAAUGGUGGAUAUGGAAACUAUAGCUGAAACCUCUCUGACUUUAAAAGAAAGAGGUUACAAACGUGUUAGUCCUUAUUUUGUGCCUAAGAUCCUAGUUAAUAUGUCUUCAGGACACAUCAGUAUAAGGUAUGGAUUCCAAGGACCUAACCUUUCUGUUUCAACAGCAUGUACAACAGGUUGUCAUGCAAUAGGAGAUUCAAUGAGACUUAUACGUAAUAGUGACGCUGAUGUAAUGAUAUGCGGUGGAACAGAGGCUGCUAUUAUUCCUGUGGCUGUUGCAGGUUUUUCCAGAGCACGUGCACUUUCUCAUUUAUUUUCCCAAAAUCCAGAAUCAUCUUCAAGACCAUUUGAUAUGGAUAGAGAUGGAUUUGUUAUUGGGGAGGGAGCUGCCAUCUUAGUCCUAGAAGAAUAUGACCAUGCUCUCAAGCGGAAUGCUAAAAUAUAUGGUGAAGUAUUGGGUUAUGGUAUGUCAGGUGAUGCAUAUCACAUGACUGCUGCACAUGAAGAUGGAACUGGGGCAUAUCUUUCAAUGAAUGCUGCAUUACAAGACGCAAUAAUUUCACCAUCAGAUGUUCAAUAUGUAAAUGCCCAUGCUACAUCAACACCAAUUGGAGAUGCUGUUGAAAAUGUAGCAAUAAAAAGGUGUUUUGGUGAGCAUGCGUAUAACUUAAAAAUCUCUUCGUGCAAAGGUGCAAUUGGACAUUUAUUAGGAGCAGCAGGGGCCGUUGAAUCUGCCUUUACAUUGCUGGCUCUACAUGAUAAAAUUAUUCCACCAACAAUGAAUUUAUUUAAACAAGACAAAAAAGCUGGUUUUGAUUUAGAUUAUGUAGCUAAUGAAGCCAAGGAUUAUACUUCAUCUGGAAAAAGACGCAUUGCUUUAAAAAAUUCGUUUGGUUUUGGUGGCACAAAUGCUACAUUGUGUUUUGGAGAACUACAAUAACUAUUGUAAAUAUUGAGAAUAGAUAAUAAUGAUGUAUAUUUUUAUUCUUGACUAGCAACUAGUUUAUGUAUAAAACGUUUUUUAUUAUGUAUGUAUUUUUAGCAACUCUCUAUAACAUGUUGAAAAAUUUCCCUAACUUCAAUUUCGCAGGACAACUGCAUUGU
Messenger RNA from Hydractinia symbiolongicarpus, 2020 nucleotides. RefSeq names its product 3-oxoacyl-[acyl-carrier-protein] synthase, mitochondrial-like. Gene Ontology annotation, molecular function: 3-oxoacyl-[acyl-carrier-protein] synthase activity. NCBI's taxonomy places the organism in Eukaryota, Metazoa, Cnidaria, Hydrozoa, Anthoathecata, Hydractiniidae. Gene Ontology annotation, biological process: fatty acid biosynthetic process. The record is from RefSeq and is a predicted model, not a curated record. The transcript has a single exon. The coding region runs from base 477 to 1856 and encodes 459 amino acids.